This is a messenger RNA of Suillus paluster, 852 nucleotides long. Its product is annotated as dCMP deaminase. The record is from RefSeq and is a predicted model, not a curated record. Gene Ontology annotation, molecular function: hydrolase activity; zinc ion binding. The transcript is spliced from 8 exons. The coding region runs from base 1 to 852 and encodes 283 amino acids. Lineage: Eukaryota; Fungi; Basidiomycota; Agaricomycetes; Boletales; Suillaceae.
AUGUUUAUCGCUAUCAUCGGUUCGCGUUUUUCAGGGAAAUCAACUGUUGAAGAGUAUCUGAUUGCCAAAGGUUUCACGUCUGUCCACUUACGCGACAAGGAUUUAGAGGCAGCCCUUUCCUUCAGCUCCCCAGCUAUGCUAUUGGAUCACGUCACACAACAUUGGCGGUCGAAUUUCGUUACGACCGACCUCGACUCAGACAGACUAGUGAACUACUUCAUCAGGCGCCCUUUCUUCAUGCUACUUAGCAUAGACGCGCCCAUCUUGCAACAUCCCCCCACCGGUUUUUCACUGCUCCGCCGCGCAAGCCUGCAGGUCAAGCUCAAAAUCGGAAAUCACUUCGAUUCCAUUGCAGAACUCCAUUGUCACCUGGAUUCUUUAGAUAUCACAAAUACAAAUCGACUCAGACCUCAAUGGGAUACCUAUUUCAUGACGCUCGCAGAUCUUGCUUCGCAACGUUCCAACUGUAUGAAGCGCCGCGUAGGCGCCAUACUUGUCCGUGAACACCGUAUUGUUUCCACAGGUUAUAACGGCACUCCUCGCGGCGUCAAAAACUGCAAUGACGGGGGGUGCGGACAUUGCAAUCGCACAUCGGCGACUAAUGGCACUGAAUGUCUUUGCUUACAUGCCGAAGAAAAUGCGCUUUUAGAAGCAGGAAGAGAUCGGGUUGGCGCGAAUGCCACUAUGUACUGCAAUACAUGUCCAUGUUUAAAAUGCACCAUCAAGAUUAUCCAAAGCGGUGUCAAGAGAGUAGUUUACAAUUUGAGCUAUAAGGUAGAUGAAGCUUCUGCACGAUUGUUCCAAGAGGCUGGAGUGGAGAUCUUCCGACACGUUCCACCCCCUGAACCAUAA